Molecule: messenger RNA, 1179 nt
Organism: Homo sapiens (human)
Lineage: Eukaryota; Metazoa; Chordata; Mammalia; Primates; Hominidae
Gene: MRPS26
Product: mitochondrial ribosomal protein S26
Exons: 4
Coding region: 18-809 (263 amino acids)
Cellular component (GO): mitochondrial small ribosomal subunit; mitochondrion
Source: RefSeq, a predicted model, not a curated record
AGUGAGGAGACUCGGCCAUGCUACGCGCGCUGAGCCGCCUGGGCGCGGGGACCCCGUGCAGGCCCCGGGCCCCUCUGGUGCUGCCAGCGCGCGGCCGCAAGACCCGCCACGACCCGCUGGCCAAAUCCAAGAUCGAGCGAGUGAACAUGCCGCCCGCGGUGGACCCUGCGGAGUUCUUCGUGCUGAUGGAGCGUUACCAGCACUACCGCCAGACCGUGCGCGCCCUCAGGAUGGAGUUCGUGUCCGAGGUGCAGAGGAAGGUGCACGAGGCCCGAGCCGGGGUUCUGGCGGAGCGCAAGGCCCUGAAGGACGCCGCCGAGCACCGCGAGCUGAUGGCCUGGAACCAGGCGGAGAACCGGCGGCUGCACGAGCUGCGGAUAGCGAGGCUGCGGCAGGAGGAGCGGGAGCAGGAGCAGCGGCAGGCGUUGGAGCAGGCCCGCAAGGCCGAAGAGGUGCAGGCCUGGGCGCAGCGCAAGGAGCGGGAAGUGCUGCAGCUGCAGGUGGGCAACGUCUCCGGAGGGUGGGACUCCAGCCGGGGACGCGGCUUGCGGGGCACUGGGAAUUCUGGGCACCGCGACGCGGGCGCUGGCUAUGUGCAGAGACUUACAGUUGGCAGGUCCGGAUUUGGAGAGGAGAGUGCCAGUCAGGCGCAAAGACCCGGAGGAAGAGGUGAAAAACUUCAUCACCCGAGAGAACCUGGAGGCACGGGUGGAAGCAGCAUUGGACUCCCGGAAGAACUACAACUGGGCCAUCACCAGAGAGGGGCUGGUGGUCAGGCCACAACGCAGGGACUCCUAGGGGCCCAGUAAGGACAGUGCCCGCCAGGGACCAUGUAUGUAUCAUGGCGGAAGAGUUGGCCCUGACCUGGAAUAAAGCAGUUGGUGUUGCUUAUGAGGAAGGUUCAGCCUUAUCCAGCACAGCCUUCACGUUUUGCCCUCUGCUGUCACCACUUGGUCAGAAACUUCCAAACGCAGUGCCCUGUUCUGCCGGUGUGUACAGCCUCAGCGCACCAGGAGACCCUAGAGUGGUUUCCAUCUCACAGAGAAUCAGACAGGGCCACAGCCCCCUCAGGCAGCCAGGUCAUCUGAGUAUCAUUAAGAGUAGUGAUGGGAAGAUUACAGUCUGAGGGCCAAACGUGCCUGCUUCCUGUUUUUGUAAAUAAAGUUUUGUUGGAACACA